AUGGCGGUCCAACGUGAGACUAGAAACAAUGCACCUUACCACUUUGAAGAGAUGCAGCUACAUUUCCUGCAGGAUUUAUGCUGCUCCACCGUGACCUGGAGAAAAUCCCUCCAAUGUGUCACACAAGCACUGAGAUCGGCAGGAAUUGCCUACAAAUGGGGGCCCUCACGAACCCUAAUAGCCACGAAGGACAGCCACAACCACACUAUCUCCUGCAAAAGCUGGGUAUAGCUCGGCCUGAGACAACCAACUUGGGACACAGACACCUGGGAUGUUUCCAGGAUUGUUCGGUUUACCCCCCGAGCUGGGACCGACACCGGCUGAAACCACAAAGGACACCUGGUACCUGGUGGCGAGAAAGUUGCAGACCAAGAACCGCAUAG
Molecule: messenger RNA, 383 nt
Organism: Pelobates cultripes (western spadefoot toad)
Lineage: Eukaryota; Metazoa; Chordata; Amphibia; Anura; Pelobatidae
Source: the annotation of a GenBank genome assembly